GAAAUAAUAAAAGAAAAUAGAUAGGUAAAAGAAAACCACAAACACACCAAAUGGUUGACCAUUCACAGCCCAUACCUUCCGUCCGUUCCCAGGUGGGCCAUGGAGAAGCUUGUGCGGUUCCUGUUGGCGUUCCUCGCCCUCAAAGCGACUUUGGCCAGCCCCAGAUUCUCCCGCCAGGCGGAACUGGACACGUACGACGACACCAACUACGAUGUGGAUAUAGAGAACCUGGAACUGGAGAACCAGGAUAUGUACGACUACGAGGAAGGCCUGGGGGAGAACCCAGAGAUGGAGAUCGGAACCGUGCCUCCACCGGACCACAGCUACCCCUCACCCGGAGCCUCCUUGGAGGAAGAGGAGGAGGAGGAGCGGGAAUAUGAAGAGGAGAUGCCCUUGAGAGCAAAGCAUGUGCAACAGGGCUCUGGGGACUCGGGAGUGCUCAUGGGUCCCAACACACAGAAAGAGGAGGAGCUUCGUCUGACGCCCGUUGACACCCUUCAUGUCUCCGGGGACUUCGGGGGCUCGGUGGGGUCCGGUACCCCGGGCGCGCCUGGGGCCUCAGGGUCUGGGGACUCGGGGGCUCCUUCCUCCGCGGGCUCCUCGGGCUCCGGAGACCUCGCCUCUGGCUCCGGAGGUUCUGGGGCCCCCCUCGCCGGAUCGGGGGAUCUCUCGGGCUCAGGGGGCUUCCCGGGGUCCGGUGGUUCCGGAGCGUCCGGGGACCAGCUUGGUUCCGGGGGGUCCGGGGUCGCAGAGACCUCCGGGGACGCCCUCCUGGGCUCUGGGGAAUCAGGGGACGUCUCCCUGGCCUCCGGGAGCUCCGGAGACCUCCUCGGUUCUGGAGGAUCAGGGGAUGUUUCCUUUGUGGAUCUCCUCUUGGGCUCUGGAGGGUCAGGGGACGUUCUCCUGGGCUCUGGGGGCUCAGGGGACGUUCUUCUGGGCUCCGGGGGGUCCGGGGAAGUUCUCCUGGGCUCUGGGGGCUCAGGGGACGUUCUCCUGGGCUCUGGGGGCUCCGGGGAUCUGCUCCUGGGCUCUGGGGGCUCCGGGGAUCUCAUUGGUUCAGGGACCUCUGGGGAUCUCUCUGGCGAGUCUGGGGACGUGGACGUUACCUUGAUAUCUGGAGGGGAAGAGCUGCCCCUCACCCCCGACACAACUACACCCCAGGAGGCCUCGGGUUCUUCUGGGGAGUGGUCAGGGUCUUCCGGGGUCGCCUCUGGUGGCUCUGGAGACGUUGGCGAGUCUGGAACCUCUGGGGCCUCUGGCUCUGGGGACGAACCCGGGGUCACACUGAUCCCGGACAUUGAUGAAGAGGAGGAGCUGCUUCCAAUUAAACCAGAUACCCCUCAGGAAGGUACUGGUAGUACGGAUGGCUCCGCCAUGCCAGACCCCGAAACCACGGUAGCUCCCGUAACUACGGUAGCACCCGUUGAGACUGAAGAGCCAGAAGUUGACUGGCGAGGUAUGCCCACAUGUCUACUGUGUACAUGCCUCGGUACUUCGGUCUACUGCGAUGACAUGAAGCUGGACAGCAUACCGCCCCUCCCCAAAGAGACAACUCACUUCUACGCUCGCUACAACAGACUCACAAAGAUCCACAAGUCCGACUUUGCCUUCAUGAGCAAGCUGAAGAGGAUCGACGUCACGGCCAACGACAUUUCGUCCGUCGACGAGGGCGCCUUCUCAACGCUGCCAGCGUUGGAGGAGCUGGUGAUCAGGGAGAACCACGUCUCGCAGCUGCCCGCCCUGCCGGUCACCAUGACGCUCAUCGACGCCAGCCACAACGAGGUCGACACCAGGGGCAUCCACAAGGAGGCGUUCAAGGAUAUGGCUGGACUUCUGUACUUGUACCUGACAGACAACCACCUUGAUUACAUCCCUGUGCCUCUACCAGACAGCCUGCGAUCCCUGCAUCUCCAGCGGAAUAACAUCCAGUCGAUGCACGAGGACACCUUCUGCAAUCUGCAAGACUUCAACUACAUCAGGAACGCCCUGGAGGACAUCCGCCUGGACGGUAACCCCGUCAACCUCAGCCGGACCCCGCAGGCCUACGUCUGCCUGCCCCGCAUCCCCAUCGGGGCCCUCGUCUGAACACACACACACACACACACACACACACACACACACACACAC
Molecule: messenger RNA, 2127 nt
Organism: Gadus chalcogrammus (walleye pollock)
Lineage: Eukaryota; Metazoa; Chordata; Actinopteri; Gadiformes; Gadidae
Gene: epyc
Product: epiphycan
Exons: 9
Coding region: 100-2085 (661 amino acids)
Molecular function (GO): protein binding
Source: RefSeq, a predicted model, not a curated record